AUGAUCCUGAUGGUGAAGAGCCUCCUGCGGAUGCCAACCUUCGACAACAAAACGCUGAAUUUUGGGGAAACACUGAAGCACUUUUUAAAGCUUCGUCACCGGGAUGUGAUUGUCACCUCUGGUCUGCUCAUCACUAUGAGCUUCAGGACCUUCUCGGGGAUGCCGCGGCCCUCCGCCAUCGCAGCCAUGAGGGAGGUGUCUCAGCUCCGCCGGUGGGCACGAGGCGAGGAACCGGCGCCGCAGAUGCUGGUCCUCGGCUAUACUUCAUGGACGAUUCACCAGCACAGGACCAUGGAGAAUCAGCUCGCUGUUCAAGAAAGGCUGCUCGAGAUGCACCAAGCAAUUGUUCCCCAUCUACAGAAGACAAGUUUUUCCUGCUAUCAGGGGAAAAAAAAGAAAUAUAUAUAA
Molecule: messenger RNA, 408 nt
Organism: Penaeus monodon (black tiger shrimp)
Lineage: Eukaryota; Metazoa; Arthropoda; Malacostraca; Decapoda; Penaeidae
Exons: 4
Coding region: 1-408 (135 amino acids)
Source: RefSeq, a predicted model, not a curated record